CCCACCCCUGCCUCACUGCCUCCCACUGCGCUGCGCUCCUCACCAUGGCAGAGACUGCCAAGCUCCAGCUGUUUGUCAAGGCCAGCGAGGAUGGUGAGAGCGUGGGACACUGCCCUUCUUGCCAGCGGCUCUUCAUGCUCCUGUUGCUCAAGGGUGUGCCCUUCACCCUCACCACGGUAGACACUCGCAGGUCCCUGGAUGUGCUCAAGGACUUUGCACCCGGCUCGCAGUUGCCUAUCCUUCUCUAUGAUGGCGACGCCAAAACGGACACAUUGCAGAUCGAAGAGUUUCUGGAGGAGACACUGGGGCCACCUGAAUUCCCCAGCCUGGCACCUCGGUACAGGGAGUCCACCACGGCAGGCAACGACGUCUUUCACAGGUUCUCCGCAUUCAUCAAGAACCCAGUGCCCACUCAGGACAAUGCUCUGUACCAGCUGCUGCUGCGCGCCCUCACCAGACUGGACGGCUACCUGCGCAGGCCCCUUGAACACGAGCUGGCACAGGAGCCACAGCUUCAGGAGUCCCGCCGCCGCUUCCUGGACGGCGACCAGCUCACGCUAGCCGACUGCAGCCUGCUGCCCAAGCUGUACAUCAUGGAUACGGUAUGCACACACUUCCGCCAAGCGCCCAUACCCGCCGAGCUGUGCGGCGUCCGCCGCUACCUGGAGAGCGCGCUGCAGGUGAAGGAGUUCAAAUACACGUGCCCAUGCAGUGCUGAGAUCCUGGCGGCCUACCGGAUGGCCGUGCACCCCCGCUAUCCCCUCCCCACUGCUGACCGCCACCCUGUCUGCUUUUCUACAGCCCCAUAAAGGCAUGUCUGCCCCAA
Nyctereutes procyonoides (raccoon dog) is the source of this 826-nucleotide messenger RNA. RefSeq names its product chloride intracellular channel 3 (gene CLIC3). NCBI's taxonomy places the organism in Eukaryota, Metazoa, Chordata, Mammalia, Carnivora, Canidae. The coding region runs from base 45 to 809 and encodes 254 amino acids. The record is from RefSeq and is a predicted model, not a curated record. The transcript has 6 exons.